AUGGUGUUGAAUGGCAAACAACUCUACACCAGUUAUCUAGAUUCUACAAAUACAUCUUUCCCACAACAACGUCGAGUUAAUCCACAAGGCCCGAGAACUCAUACCUCUCCUCCUGUCCCGAGUUUUGUUCCCGAGACGCAGCCUGGUCAUCAUCCUCCACAACCACAUGACGAGAAUGACGAGGAGAAUGACGAGAAGAAUGACGAGGAGAAUGCCGAGGGUGUUACCCCCGAAGAAGCUCAACGGUUCCAAUGUAUGACACUAGAAGAACUUCUCGUUAGUCCCGCACGGAAGAAACUAAGGAGAUUGACGCCAUAUCCUACCGGAAAAGCUUUAUGGGUUCCGUUGGAACGACUAUUAGGAAGAUUGUUGAGCGGGACUUCAAAAUGCCUCACCCGAGUUGGAAAAAGGUCCCUGAAGAGACGAGGAGUAGGUGGUAUAAAACUUUCAUGCAACGAUACUAUUGGGACUAUCAACUAUGAAAUCAACAUACUAGUCCGGGAGAGAUUCGACGAGAAAGCCAAGAAAUAUCUCGCUGAUCAGUUGCCCACUUCCAAAGUUACAAGCGGGAAAUGCUCAGCUGCCCGUCGCACAAAAGGUGACGGGGUGGAGAUGUCGAAGCAUGUCUCGGGCCAAUUAUCUUUUGAGGAACAAGCAUUCUGA
This is a messenger RNA of Arabis nemorensis, 663 nucleotides long. The record is from the annotation of a GenBank genome assembly. NCBI's taxonomy places the organism in Eukaryota, Viridiplantae, Streptophyta, Magnoliopsida, Brassicales, Brassicaceae.